Messenger RNA from Lathyrus sativus (Indian pea), 1797 nucleotides. The record is from the annotation of a GenBank genome assembly. Lineage: Eukaryota; Viridiplantae; Streptophyta; Magnoliopsida; Fabales; Fabaceae.
AUGGAUGAGUAUGAUAGUGGUGGCGGAAGUGCUGAUAAAGCUCCGGAAGCGGAGGAAGAAGGAAGCACUCCACCACUUCCUGAGAAGGUUCAAGUUGGCGGUUCGCCUUUAUACAGACUCGAUAGAAAACUUGGGAAGGGAGGAUUUGGACAAGUCUAUGUUGGUAGGCGUCUAGGAGCUGGCUCCGGUGCCAUUGAGGUAGCAUUAAAAUUUGAGCAUAGAAGCAGCAAAGGGUGCAAUUAUGGACCUCCCCAUGAGUGGCAGGUUUACAAUACAUUAGGUGGUAGUCAUGGUGUUCCACGAGUACAUUACAAGGGACGGCAAGGUGACUACUAUAUUAUGGUCAUGGAUAUCCUUGGCCCUAGUCUAUGGGAUGUUUGGAAUAACAACUCUCACACGAUGUCUACUGAAAUGGUGGCGUGUAUUGCAAUUGAAGCUAUCUCCAUAUUAGAGAAAAUGCAUUGUAAAGGAUACGUGCAUGGUGAUGUAAAACCUGAAAACUUUUUGCUUGGACCCCCGGGAACCCUUGAUGAGAAAAAGUUGUUUCUGGUUGAUCUUGGAUUAGCAACUCGUUGGCGUGAUAGUUCAACUGGCCUUCAUGUUGAUUAUGAUCAACGCCCAGAUGUGUUUAGGGGCACAGUUCGUUACGCUAGUGUGCAUGCACAUCUUGGUAGAACAGGUAGCAGGAGAGAUGAUUUGGAAUCUCUUGCUUUCACGCUUGUCUUUCUUCUCCGUGGUCGGUUGCCUUGGCAAGGAUACCAGGGAGAAAAUAAAGGAUUUCUUGUCUGCAAGAAAAAAAUGGCAACUUCUCCUGAAGCUUUGUGUUGCUUUUGUCCUGCACCUUUCCGGCAGUUUGUUGAACAUGUAGUGAAUUUGAAGUUUGACGAAGAACCAAAUUAUGCAAAGUAUAUAUCCCUUUUUGAUGGAAUUGUGGGUCCAAACCCUGACAUUAGGCCAAUAAAUACCGAGGGUGCACAGAAGCUUGUAUGCCAAGUUGGACAAAAGAGAGGACGAUUCACCAUGGAAGAGGAUGACAAUGAACAGCCAAAGAAGAGGGUCCGAAUGGGAACGCCAGCAACACAGUGGAUUAGUGUUUACAAUGCUCGGAGACCAAUGAAACAAAGGUAUCAUUACAAUGUGGCCGAUGAGCGGCUCUCCCAACAUAUUGAAAAAGGGAAUGAAGAUGGUUUGUUUAUCAGUAGCGUGGCUUCUUGUGCUAGUCUUUGGGCUCUCAUUAUGGAUGCUGGCACUGGUUUCACAGCACAAGUUUAUGAACUGUCUUCCAGUUUUCUUCACAAGGAAUGGAUUAUGGAGCAGUGGGAUAAUAAUUACUACAUCAGUGCCAUAGCUGGAGCUUGUAAUGGGUCCUCAUUGGUUGUAAUGUCAAAAGGGACCCAAUACAUGCAACAAUCCUAUAAAGUCAGCGACUCAUUUCCAUUUAAGUGGAUCAACAAAAAAUGGAAAGAAGGAUUUUUCGUCACUGCUAUGGCCACUGCUGGCACUAGAUGGGCAAUUGUUAUGUCUCGUGGAGUUGGGUUUUCAGACCAGGUUGUGGAACUUGAUUUCCUGUACCCUAGUGAAGGUAUUCAUCGAAGGUGGGAAAACAAUUACCGCAUCACCGCAACUGCUGCGACGCCUGAUCAGGCUGCUUUUAUUUUAAGUGUCCCUAGAAGAAAACCAACUGAUGAAACACAAGAAACGCUUCGCACGUCUGAUUUUCCAAGUACUCAUGUUAAGGAAAAAUGGGCAAAGAACCUCUAUAUUGCUUCUAUUAGUUACGGGAGAACAGUUUCAUAA